Messenger RNA from Penicillium brevicompactum, 705 nucleotides. RefSeq names its product SDR family NAD(P)-dependent oxidoreductase. Gene Ontology annotation, molecular function: oxidoreductase activity, acting on the CH-OH group of donors, NAD or NADP as acceptor. The record is from RefSeq and is a predicted model, not a curated record. The transcript has 4 exons. Lineage: Eukaryota; Fungi; Ascomycota; Eurotiomycetes; Eurotiales; Aspergillaceae. Bases 1 to 705 code for a protein of 234 amino acids.
AUGGCUUCCCACAAAGGCAAAGUGAUUGCUAUCACCGGCGCAGCGAGUGGCAUGGGACUUGCAGCUGCCCAGUUACUCGCAUCUCGGGGGGCUCAGAUUUCCAUGGCUGAUCUCAACGAGGAAGCAUUAAAGACGGCCAUCGAGUCAUUGCCAGGUGGUCCUGAGAAGCAUAUUGCGACCCGCGUUGAUGUCCGCAAUGAAGACUCUGUGAAUGACUGGAUCGAAAAGACAGUGCAGAGAUUUGGCAAGCUUGAUGGUGCCGUGAAUAUGGCGGGAGUUCUAGGACCUUCAGUUCCGACUACCGAGUUGAGCAGAGAGCAGUUGGAAUUCGUUUUCUUUGUUAACGUUUUCGGCGUUUUCAACUGCAUGAAGGCCCAGCUCAAGGUGAUGAAAAGGGGUAGUAUUAUCACCAUGCCAAAUAGCUCUGCAUAUUGCUCCAGCAAGGCUGCCGUCAUUGCUUUCUCGAAAUCGACUGCCAAAGAAAACAGAGAUGUCCGUAUCAACUGUGUUGCUCCAGGCACUGUGUUCACACCAAUGUCUGCGCACAACGAUCCGAAACGCGUGGAGUCUGGCAUCCUAGCAAAUGCGCAGAGAAGACUUGGCUCUGCAGAGGAGGUUGCAAGAGUCAUUGCGUUUCUGCUCAGUGACGAAGCAACGUUCGUCACUGGGGCAGUCUACAAUGUUGAUGGAGGUUGGGUAUAUUGA